Messenger RNA from Prionailurus viverrinus (fishing cat), 2393 nucleotides. RefSeq names its product lactamase beta (gene LACTB). The transcript is spliced from 6 exons. The record is from RefSeq and is a predicted model, not a curated record. The coding region runs from base 476 to 2146 and encodes 556 amino acids. NCBI's taxonomy places the organism in Eukaryota, Metazoa, Chordata, Mammalia, Carnivora, Felidae.
GAGUGGCUGCUGUGUACGUGGCGCUGUUCCAAGAGCUGAGAAUCCAAAAGUAAAAGUCACAGCUCUCCAAAGAGGUCAUAGCCUGUCUGGUAAGCAAUCAGAUAAGUUCGAUGAAAGCGUUAAGUAUUAUUAAGGAGGUGUGAGCACUGGGGGGUCAAAAAAGUGUGGCGAGUACUUCCGCUGGGAUGGCAACUGGGAAGGCUUCCCUGAGGAGGUGACAGUUGAUCUGAGGAGAGGCAGAGAAGAGAAAACCGGUGCGGGGAAAGAAGAAACAUCAACAAAGAGACCAGGCAAGGAGAUAAAGGGAAAAGAGGAAAGGCUCGAUGCUAUCGGCGCUCCCGAAUCCGGCGUCGACUGCUAAGGUCUGCGCGCGGUCACCGCCUCCUCAUUUCCAUCCAGUCCCCUCCCCUCCCCGCGCCUCUGCCGCCCGCCCGGCCUGCGCGAGCUCCGAGGCUUCGGUCUCGCAGCGGACGCCAUGUACCGGCUCCUGUCAGCCGUGACGGCCCGGGCCGCGACCCACGGAGGCUGGGCCUGGGGACGCGGGCGGCGCGCGGCCCACCACCGCGCUGGCCUGCCGCCCCUCGGCCCCGGCUGGGUCGGGGGGCUGGGGCUGGGGCUGGGGCUAGCGCUCGGGGUGAAGCUGGCGGGCGGGCUGAGGGGCGCCGCCCCCACGCAGUCCCCAGGGGCCCCCGACCCCGAGGCGUCGCCCCAGGCGGAGCCGCUGCCGCCGCAGGAGCAGCCCUUCGUUCCGUGGUCUGCACAGACCCCGAUGCUGCCCCCUACCCGGCGCUUCGCCAGAGCCAUCGACAGCAGCCGCGACCUGCUGCACCGGAUCAAGGAUGAGGUGGGCGCCCCUGGCAUAGUGGUUGGAGUCUCUGUAGAUGGAAAAGAAGUCUGGUCAGAAGGUUUAGGUUAUGCUGAUGUUGAGAACCGAGUACCCUGCAAGCCAGAGACUGUUAUGAGAAUUGCCAGUAUCAGCAAAAGCCUCACCAUGGUUGCUCUUGCCAAAUUGUGGGAAGCUGGGAAACUGGAUCUUGAUAUUCCAGUACAACAUUAUGUUCCUGAAUUCCCAGAAAAAGAAUACGAAGGUGAAAAGGUUUCUGUCACAACAAGAUUGUUGAUCUCCCAUUUAAGUGGAAUUCGUCAUUAUGAAAAGGACAUGAAAAAGGUGAAAGAAGAGAAAGCUUACAAAGCCUCGAAGAUGAUGAAAGGGACGAUGGAAUCUGACCAAGAAAAAGAGUUCAAAGAAAAAGGAGGCAAAAGUAACGAAAAGAGUGACUUUGCUAAAGCUAAGAUAGAGCAAGAUAAUGAUGCCAAAGGCCGGAAUUUAAAACCUGGCAAGAAAAAGAAUGAUUUUGAACAAGGCGAAUUAUAUUUGAAAGAAAAGUUUGAAAAUUCAAUUGAAUCACUAAGAUUAUUUAAAAAUGACCCUUUGUUCUUUAAACCUGGUAGUCAGUUUUUGUAUUCAACUUUUGGCUAUACCCUACUGGCAGCCAUAGUAGAAAGAGCUUCAGGAUAUAAAUAUUUGGACUAUAUGCAGAAAAUAUUCCAUGACUUGGAUAUGCUGACAACUGUGCAGGAAGAAAAUGAGCCAGUGAUUUACAAUAGAGCAAGAUUUUACGUUUACAAUAAAAAGAGACGACUUGUCAACACACCUUACGUGGAUAACUCCUAUAAAUGGGCUGGUGGUGGAUUUCUGUCUACAGUGGGUGACCUUCUGAAAUUUGGGAAUGCAAUGCUGUAUGGUUACCAAGUCGGGCUGUUUAAGAACUCACAUGAAAAUCUUUUACCUGGAUAUCUCAAACCAGAAACGAUGGUUAUGAUUUGGACACCAGUCCCUAACACAGAGAUGUCUUGGGAUAAAGAGGGUAAAUAUGCAAUGGCAUGGGGUGUCGUGGAAAAGAAGCAAACAUAUGGUUCUUGUAGGAAGCAACGGCAUUAUGCCUCACAUACUGGAGGUGCGGUGGGUGCCAGCAGUGUCCUGCUUGUCCUUCCUGAAGAACUGGAUGCGGAAGCUAUAAAUAACAAGGUUCCCCCAAGAGGAAUAGUUGUUUCUAUCAUAUGUAACAUGCAAUCGGUUGGCCUCAACAGCACUGCUUUAAAGAUUGCUCUGGAAUUUGAUAAGGACAGAUCUGACAUAUCUUAACAACACAGGUACAAAAUGAGCUGUUUUAUUCUUGUUGUUGUCUUUGGAAACAUGAAUCCCAAAAUACAUGAGGUUUUUAAAAAAUAGAUUUGUAAUAGAGUAUAAUUGAAUGCAGAGAAUUAUGUACCUCUAAUUGCUUACUUUUGUAAUUGUCUUUUAUUGUAGGAUUAGUUCUUUAUACUCAGGGAAGUAACUAUUAUUUUUACUUUUUGAAAAAACGUGUUAAUUCUUGAAUAAAAUAUUCUGA